AAUGUAAAUACAUUUUAAGUGAACUUUAUAUUGUGUGCAUAAGUGCCAUUGUAAUACUUUGAUAAAUUUCACAUUUACUUAAAAUGCCAGCAACCAAAAAUCACUCAAAAGAUAAUUUAUUGGAAACCGGAAAACCAAAAUCUUUUACUUUAAAUGUUAACCAAUGCAGUACAACAGAUUAUAGGAAAGAUAAUGCCGAAGUAGCAGAUAUGGAAAUGUGUGAAUGUUCAUCAGUUCCUCUGCGGUUAGAAGAAAAUGUUUUAUUGAGAAAUGUGGCGGCCAAUCGAGGAAUGAUACAUCAAUAUACCGUGUGGUAUAGCAAACAAUCCACAAUGCAUUUGUCGUAUUUAAUUGGUAUACCAUUUGGUUGGCUGUUGUUUGGCACAUUUCAAUAUUUUGUGUGCAUCGUAAUUUUGGGUGACAGUUUCUUAGACCCAUGGUAUUUUACGUGUGCUUGGAUAGUGGAAUUAAUUUCUACGCUCCCCGUUAUUAUGAUUAUCACGAUCAUCAAAUGUUUGUACGUUCAAGUGGAAAUACUGGAACAUUGUGAAAAAGUGACAUGGAUUGGUUUUACAUUUUUACUUUUUCAAGGGUUGACCAUUAUAAUACUUCUGCUUCCAGUUAGCAAUUUAUUUAAACACAUGAUUGGUGAUUUUUCACGACCAAUAAAUUUUUUUAUUUAUUGGAUGAUGUUAGCUUUUCCACAYAUCAUUAUUUUAUGCUUUGCAACAUUUGGUUGUUGUUCAAAAGUACGUACAGUUAACACACAAUCAGUUGGAAAUGUCAUUAAUCAUUGAAUGAUGCUUAGAUCGUUUUCACGACAAUUUCGUUACACUAUAAGCUGGAAAAAACAUGAAACUAUACAAACACAUUUCGAAACAACUAACCAGCAGGUGGCAAUAAAUAAUGAUAAUAAUAUUGAAAUUGAACUACAGGAAUUUAAUUACCAUCCAAUAUUUCGAACUAAAUAAUAGUAGUCUACAAUUUAGUAGAUUAGGCACCUCC
This is a messenger RNA of Diuraphis noxia (Russian wheat aphid), 1005 nucleotides long. RefSeq lists its product as uncharacterized. Lineage: Eukaryota; Metazoa; Arthropoda; Insecta; Hemiptera; Aphididae. The record is from RefSeq and is a predicted model, not a curated record.